CAACAACAAGGCUGAUAGUUCUGGUGAUGCUGGGGAAGCCAGUAAACCCACAGAGAUGCAGACACAGCGAAGAAAACGGAUCUCCACCAUGCCAAACCUUGUCAAACCCAGAGCCGGACCUUCAUCUGCUCAGCAUUCUACACCAAAACCAUUGCAGAGGCGAACGUCACAGGCUCCUGAUGGUAGUGCUGCCCUUCAGAAGGACUCCUCGCCCUCAGAAAAGAGUCAUGUUGAAAGCUCUUUAAAGUCUCCUAUGCUUCCUGAGAAGAAAACACCUGUGCCACAAGUGCCACAGUUUUCCCCACUAAAGAAAUCAAUGCACAAAGAGCAAACUGUAGGUGUAGCUGCUCAAAAAAAUGAUGAUAACUUGCAGAAGAAUAUACCCUCUCCUCUUAAGGAGAGACCAACACAGGAAAGAUCACGAACACAGGAGGAAAGACUACCCAUGAAACCUUCUCCUGAAGAGGAGAAGCGAACGUGUUCUGACCGUGAAAGGAUCCUUAAAGCUCGGAAGUUAAGAGAAAUGCUGAAAGAAGAGCUAAAGAAAGAGCGGAUGCAGUUGAAACACAGGCCUCCAGUAAUUGAAGGACGUUCUCCACCAGAUCGUUCCAAAAUGACUAUGAGAGACUUGAUAUACUAUCUGCCAGAAAACAAUCCUAUGAAGUCUUCAUUGGUAGAAGAAAAGAGGACAGAAAAAACCUCUGCACUGGGUCAAAUGAAAGAGCAGGAAGAGAAAAGUACUGACCGUGAAGAAGAGGAGGAACAAGAGGAGAAUGGGGAGGAGAGUCAGGAUGGUCCACUUCUGGUUCCUCGUGUGAAAGUAGCAGAAGAUGGUUCAAUUAUUCUGGAUGAAGAAAGCUUAACUGUAGAAGUUCUAAGAACAAAAGGUCCAUGUGUUGUAGAAGAAAAUGAUCCCAUCUUUGAGCGUGGUUCUACAACUACAUAUUCCAGCUUCAGGAAAAGUUUUUACACGAAACCAUGGUCAAAUAAAGAAACAGACAUGUUCUUUUUAGCUAUCAGUAUGGUAGGAACAGACUUCUCCUUGAUUGGGCGGCUCUUUCCUCACAGAGCCAGAGCAGAAAUUAAGAACAAGUUCAAACGUGAGGAAAAAGCUAAUGGAUGGAGAAUAGACAAAGCUUUCAAAGAAAAACGUCCCUUUGAUUUUGAGUUCUUUGCCCAGCUUCUUGAUAAAGUCUUAGCAGAUGAGGAAAAGAGGAAGCAAAAGACUGUUAAAAGCCAAAAGCCAAAGGAAAAGAAGCCACCAAGGCCUCAGAAAAAGUCAAAAGCAAAAGCUGCCAGCACAGAAAAUGCUAAUGAUCAAGGGGAUCUUCAGGACACUAGGAUGUCUGAUGCAGAAACAGUAGCAGAUGGUGUGAUGGCUGAGAAAGAAAAUGAGGAGUCUUUGGGCAUUUCUAAACAGGCAGAAGAAGAGGUUGAAAUAGAGCCAGCACUAUCAAAAAAGAAGAGGAAGAAGAAGCGAAAAGAUGAUAAUGAGCAGGAAGUGGAGAAUAUUCCAGAAGAAAUAGCUGAAUUCUCUUCAAAAAUUGCUGAAGAAGGGAAAUCCACUAAGAAAACAGGGAAAAAGGUGGCUUAUGAUGCAAGCAAUGACGGUCACACUACCCGCGGAGGAGAACUGGAUUGUGUUAUUGAAGGCAAACAAGAUGAGACUGCUGUUAGUGAGGAAGAGAGAUUGGAGUCCUGUUUGGCAGCGACUGACAGAAUGGAGAGAGAAGGUGGUGUCAGUUUCUGCAGCUUUGAAGACAGCAAUGAUUUUAUACUAGAAACAGAAUCUGCUAAAUUGAGAACUGGAGAUAUUAAAGAUGAUACAUCACAGGAAAGCCAGGUUUCAGAGUUACACGUUUCAAGGACUGGAAGCAAAGAAAGACAAUCUGAAGAAACUGGAGGAACAGAGAAUGAAGAUGUACAUCACUUACAUAGACUAGAUGGAAUGCAGAGUGCAUCAGAAAGUGGUUCUCAGUCUGAAGUGAUGAAAACUGAAAGGUCAGCAAACAGAAGGCGCUUGCAAAGACCUAAACCCAAUUUAGUGAGAUCAUCUGGAAGGAGAGAGACAGCGAUGCAAGACAAAAUGGAGGCUGAGACUUCCUCUCCAAACCUUGGGAAUGCAGAUGAAAAGUGCUCUGAGGAAGACAGUAAAAGAGACAGAAAUGAAGCCACAGAAGUAGAGAACAGAGAUUUGGAUACUGAAUCUGAAGAACCUGAAAAAACUGCAACUGCAAAGGCAGUAGUUAGAGGAUAUCGACAGAGAUUUAAACCUAAUGUUGCAAGAGCAUCUAGAAGGAGAGAAGAGCCUGAGAAAGAUGCAGGAAAUUGUAAAGUGCCCCAUCUACAGCCUAAGGAGGAAACUGAAAAGAAUACUGACCAAAUUAAUAGGUCUGAUGUUACCAGUGAAGAAGCUGCAGAAAAAGAUGACAAAGUCCUGGAGGCAGUGGCUCAGUCUAAUGAAACAGCUGGAUUACAGGAAGGCAGCAGACAGAGUGUGCUGAAGCCAACACCUCUAAAGAGAGCCAGAGUGCAGAGGCUGAAACUGAAUCUAGGAAGAACUGUUGCAAGGCAGAAAGAACGGACAGAUUGGAAAGAUCCUGAAGAAGAGGCAACUGAAGGUGGAGCAGUAGAAAAAGGCGUGAUACACCACAGAGAUGAAAACAAUGAUCUAUGCCUCAAAAGUGAUUUGGCAGUUCAUGAAGACACUCAGCCAUGCAACGCAAUGUUAGAAGGGGAUGUUUCUACAGUAUCGGAGAUGAACUCAGUGUAUACAAGGCACUGUUUCCAGGAAAAGUCCUCAGAAGCAGAAAUCUGUGAAAGUGAAAAGGGAUUGUCAGAUGUCUUGAAACAGGUUUCAGAUUUCAAUACAGGGCAAUCUGACCCUCAGAAGGAAGAGGAGAAAGCCCUUGUGUUAUCAGGUCGGCUGCUCAGAAGUCGAUUCCAGAGACCAAAGCCAAAUUUAGGAGUGACUACUAGUAGAAAGGAGGUGCUGGAUGUAAAUAAUGGUGUAUCACAGAAAGAUACCAGCAAGGAGAAGAGUUUAACACGGUCUGACAGUGAAUGUAGCAUCUUUCCUGAUACAGAAAAAACAGGAAAAUAUGAAGUCCUGAAACCACUGGAAUCCUUAGGAAGGGAGAAGUCACUUCAGUUUCAGGAGGUAUCUGAGAGGCCAAGUUGUACAUCUCCCAAAACACUUUCAAGAUCAGAGGAUGAUGAAGUCCAGUUUUGUCUACCUGAAAUUGACCAAGACGAUAUCUCCACUACUAAGGCAGGCAUUGAUAGCAAAUACAGCACUGACAAAGAAAGUAAACAAACACCUCUUCCACCUAUCCAGUCAGUGCAGAGCAGUUUCCAGAGGUACAAGCCAAAUUUGGUAAGAGCUGUUGGAAAGAAGGAGUUGCGAGUGUCAGAAAAGGAGGGGAAGAAAAAGCCUGAAGCAGAGCACUUGGUAUUGCAAAAAGAAGAGUUUGCCAAUACUGACAUUGGUGAAAAUGACUCUAUAUUGUAUGAAGCAGAUGCAUUGAGCAAAGAGGAACAGGAACAGCAAGAGGUGUCUCAGAUGCCCUCUAUUUCUGAAAACAUAGUAUGUGAACAAAGCAGGUCCAAUUAUAAAUUAAGUUCUGGAGAAGAAAGUGAACAGAGAGCAAUGGAACCCCACUGGAACCAAAGGCCAAACCUAAUGAGCCUUACUAGAAGAAGACAUUGUCCUGAAGAAGGUGAAAACAGAGAAGACAACACUGAGAAAAGAAGUGAAGAGGGUUUGGUGUUAAAAACAGGGGUUUCAUUGGUAAGUGCUGAUUACUUGUUUUGA
This is a messenger RNA of Acanthisitta chloris (rifleman), 3814 nucleotides long. RefSeq names its product B double prime 1, subunit of RNA polymerase III transcription initiation factor IIIB (gene BDP1). NCBI's taxonomy places the organism in Eukaryota, Metazoa, Chordata, Aves, Passeriformes, Acanthisittidae. The record is from RefSeq and is a predicted model, not a curated record. Gene Ontology annotation, biological process: RNA polymerase III preinitiation complex assembly. The annotation marks the transcript as partial. Gene Ontology annotation, molecular function: TFIIIC-class transcription factor complex binding. Gene Ontology annotation, cellular component: transcription factor TFIIIB complex. The transcript is spliced from 23 exons.